Molecule: messenger RNA, 809 nt
Organism: Physcomitrium patens
Lineage: Eukaryota; Viridiplantae; Streptophyta; Bryopsida; Funariales; Funariaceae
Product: large ribosomal subunit protein eL20z
Source: RefSeq, a predicted model, not a curated record
CCGCUUCCCCUUCGAGCUGUGUUCACUUUGUUCAUAAUUGCGGAGUCUCUUGUCAAGGAUCUGUCACGAGUCUUCACCUUCACAGUUGGUCUCGCGUUGGGUUACCACUUCGUUGUGGUGGGAAGCAAGGGUUUGGGGUUUAAACGACCGGAAAACUCCGUGAGCCGAGAAGGAGAGCGAGAGAGAGAGAGGGGAGGGAUUGUGCCCGUCUGGCAAGUUUUUAGUGAUGACGCAGCAAGGGAAUGAGGGUUACUAUGGGACAUUUCAAAACCAGCAUGGCAUGCCGCAGCCUGUGCCGCCCAGUCAAGCUCCUUACUACAACCAGGGUGGUUACAAUCCGUCUGUCCCAGGAUAUCCGGUAGAUUCAUCAGUGGAAAAUAAUCCUCACCGACGAACUUACGACUCGGAUGAGUUGCCUUUCUGUGGUCUCGGAUUUGGAUGGUUUCUGUUUAUUCUGGGGUUUUUCAUAGUCUCAGUACCUUGGUAUGUUGGAGCCUUUAUUUUCUUCUGUCUUAGCUAUGACUACAGAGAGAAGACGGGACUGACGGCUUGCGUCGUAGCGGCAUUGGUGUUCAUGAUUUUUGGGGGAUCACAGAUGGCAAAUCACAGCUUUUUCUAAGUUAGGUUUUCAAGGCCUUGUGUAAUUGGAUAUAUAAUGGUACUGUACUUAUUGUCGGCAAACAGUUAUAGAUUUAUUUCACAUAAUAUCAUCGAUGCGCUGCAGAGCAUGCUAGCUUUCAGUCGUAGACUGUGUAUUCUUAGCUACUUGAAUAAUGAAAAAUGUUGUUACUGCAUUGUCUUCUGGGCUA